Molecule: messenger RNA, 1246 nt
Organism: Spodoptera exigua (beet armyworm)
Lineage: Eukaryota; Metazoa; Arthropoda; Insecta; Lepidoptera; Noctuidae
Source: the annotation of a GenBank genome assembly
UAGUGGUCUUGCAUCAGAGCGAGAAACUCAUACGCCAUUCUGUAAAUGGCGUUGUCUUCUUCAUUCACAUUCAUUGAUUGACUGACGGAAUUCGACGAGUUUGACAAUUUGUUAUUGUUUCGCUAUUUGCUAUCGGUGCAGUGAAGCAUGGUUUUUCAAUUCACAAAUAUUCUAUUUAGUUAACACUAUUUCUCUAGGUUUCUCUUCCACAAACUUCAUAUACCUUCCAAAAUGAAUGCUUUAUUAGGUUACGGUUCAUCCUCAAGUGAUUCCGAGGAAGAAAACACAGAGAAUGAAAAGUCCCAAAGCGAAAGUACAAAGCCCAAAUUACCAAAGCCAACGAUCGGGGAAAGUAGCCUACAAACUUCUGUUUUUUCCAAUCCAUUCGUGGAAGCAGAAUUGGCAAAGGCUGCAAUACUUGAAAAGCAUGUUAAAAUGGUUCCAGGUAAAGACAACACACAGAUGAUAAAUGGCAAAAGGAUAUGCUGGAACUAUCGGAAGGGUCGCUGUCGUUUUGGACACAACUGUAAAUAUGCCCAUGAUACUGACAUACAGAAGUCUAAUGAUGAGAUUGAAGCAGAAAAACAGAAACUGAAGUCAGUAGUAUGUGAAGGAGCUGGAACAAUGACUGCAGCUCCACCCCCUAUAGCCGUCCUUGAGUCCGUUCUGCCCACAGAUGAUGCUGUCUGGGAAGGAGCUACAGACAAAAAGAAACUCAAACGACCAGGGUUAAGCCAGACAUUAGUACCUGGCAAAAAAGUUAUUAAAAUGUAUAAAGAACAGAAAAUCAAAGAUGUUAAUAAAAACUAAACAAUAACAUGUGUCAAGGCUGCUGUAUUUGUGGCAUGGUUGAAAUUAGAAACUUUGUUUUGCAUUCAGAGCAAAUUGUUAAAAAGUUGUUCCAUGUUGUUAUUGCCUGCUAAAUGCGAUCUUGGAGCGAUGCUCAAGGAAAUUCUUCUAGAACAUUAUAAACCUAAGACACAAACUGACCUUUUAAAAUAAAUGUUGUUGCCUUAUCCCUAAAGUUGUUUCACUAGGUACUCUAGAUUUGGACAUCCUUGAGAUUUGCUCAAAAUGGUUGUGACACCAUCCCCUCUCAUGUUGUGAAAUUUACAUUUAACCAUGAUGCAUUCACAGCAAUCUUUCUUUUACUUCCACUUUAAGCUUUAUCUUGCAUUCCACAGCCAUGUAUAAUAUUUACCAAAACACUAAUGUUCAAUUUCUUUUGUUAAAAUAAAUAUCGUAG